UAGCGAUGUGAACACAAGUGGGGGAAAAGCGAACGACGACCGAAAUACGGAUUAAAACAAAAAUCAUAUAAAAUAUGUGGAUUUCAUAAAUAAAAUAAAAACGUAUAAAAUUGGUAAUGGCAAGGGUACAUUUCAUGUAGGAUCACACAGUAUAAUUCCGCGAUGGAAAAGUGUGCAAUUAUUUAAGGAACAAAAAAAAGAGUCGGUCUAGAUAUUGUGUGUGUGGAAACCUUAUCCCAAUGAAAUAAAAGCGAUGGAAAAAAAGGUGCAAAAAGCAUGAGACAGCAGAGACAUCAAAAGGAAAAAGAAUUGCAAUGAUCCAUUGUUGGCAAGCGAGAUAAGAGCCACUGGAAAACGUCUUUAAUCCGGGGAACUGUUGCUGUCGAAUUUGUUGCCUACGUUGUUUUCUCACAUGUAAAAUAGUUUCUGUAUCGACGAUGUCAUGAAAAUUUUGCAAAACGAAACUCCCAACGCAACAGCACCGAGUGACAACAUUACGGAAAAGGAAAAACUUCAGCAGCAUCUUCCAAUUGUAGUUGAGCAGAAACGUAAAGCCAAAACGCUGAAGAAUAAAAUAUUGCAAAAUGUUGCCGAACAACAGCAGCAAGAGCAAGAUGCACUCCAACAGCAGCAACAGCAACAGCCAAAUGUUGCAACAUCACUGGCGACAACAGUAAUAGCAAUGACAGAUCAACUGUCAGCAGCAAUAACAACAGCGACAAAUACACCAUCGGCAAUACAAGCCACAAAUAAUAACAACAACAAUAAUAAUAGUAGCAGCAGUGUAACGAAUGAUUUGGUUUCCAAGGAUCUUGUUUUUGCGGCAAAUUGCAACAACACCAACAGCAAUAAAAAUAAAAUCCAAACUAAUAACAACAACAGCAGCUCGCCUACCAGCAAUAGUGAUUUAAUUAUCGCUGAGGCCGCAAAGAUUCUAUUGAAAAAUGGUUUAAACGGUACAAAUGCUGCUGCAGCCGCCGCUGUUGCAACAGCCACUGCCACAUUAUUAACGGCAGCCGCUAAUUUUCAAAUACCACAACAACAACAACAGCAGCAUCUCUCUAAACCACAAUUAACAACGCCGGCUUCAGCCUUAUCAUCAUUAUCUUCAUCAACAUUGACGACGUCGUCGACAUCAUCUUCUUCCUCCUCUUCCACAUCAAAACCCACAUUAACGGAAUCAUCGUCGACCUUAGCCGCAAAUGCAAAAACGGCCGCUGCUGCUGCUCAUGCUCAAUUAGUGGCGAUUGCAGCAGCUGCUGUAAAUGCCACUAAUCAUAAACGUUUGGCCAAUACUUUAACAGCCCUCAAUAAUUCAGCAGCAUCGCAAUUCAAUAGCAAUAAUUCAUCAAACUCGGCCAAGUCUACGCAACAACAACAACUGAACAAUGGCUUAUUGGUGGGAGCAAUUUCAACGCCACCCCCGUCAUCUACAGUUCAAGCAGCAACAACAACUGCUCCUUCUCCAACAGCACAUUUUGCCAAGCCCUAUAAAUCUUCAAAGGGCAGUAACACAACCAGUACCCCACCAUCAAGCACUAGCAUGUCCACAGCGGCAUCCUCCAUAGACAUGGGUGUCAUUGAUUACACCAUAAAUUCAUCCAGCAGUCUAGCAUCGUCAACUCACCACACUUCGGCGACAUUGUCAUCGCCUCCAUCAUCAUCAUCAUCGACGCCGAUUAUAAAUUUGUCUGUCUCCGCUCAUACAACAAAUAGUCAUCCGAAAUUUGUCAAUAGUUCCCCCCAUCAUAUUCGUUCCGAUAUUGGCAGGCCUCCGAUAUCUACACUUUCGUCUACAAAUAAUCAUAAUCAAAAUAAUGCAGUUGGAUCUGGUGGCAUGGGUGGAUUUGGUGGACGAUUGCAAUUCUUUAAAGAUGGCAAGUUUAUAUUGGAGUUGGCCCGAUCAAAGGAUGGCGAAAAAGGUGGCUGGGUUUCAGUGCCGAGAAAAGUUUUUCGAACACCCUCAGCUGCCACAUCAUCGACUGUAACCCCAACGGCUACGGCUUCAACUUCAGCUGGAAUAAUACCCUCGCCAUUAACAGCAUCACCAGCAGCGGUGAUUAGUGGUGGGGGCAUUGGUGGCGGCGUAUCCUAUCCAAAGAAUGAAUGUUCCAAUUCGUUAAGUUUCUCGGAUGACAAUAGUUCCCUACAAUCGUCACCAUGGCAAAGAGAUCAUUGUUGGAAACAGGCGGCGCCACGAAAAAAUGUGUCAAAAGAAAUGGCGCUAUUUUAUCACAAACCCGUAUGUCGAAAACUUACAUCUUCGGCUCGUUUGCUGGCACAAAGAAAACGCAGAAAACCAUACGAUAUACAAACGCUGGAGAAUUGUUCUUUUUUAUUUGUGUUGCCCCAUAAGACACACGAGCAGAAAGAGCCGAACAUUGAGGUGGAAACAAAAGCUGAUGGUGAGGAUAAAAUUGUUGAAAAGAAACCCAAGGAAUUAGAUAAUAAUAAACAACGACUUUCCACUGGGGAAGAGAUAAAAACUGAGAUUGAUGAAACAACCAAAGGCGCCACCAACAAGGAUCAAUGUAAAGAAAAUAAAGAAGCCAAGAUUAGGCUAGAGCAGGCUGAGGAAUGUAAUGAUGUGGAAAUGAUAAAAGCUUCUCCUAUUAAGUAUGAGAGUAGAGAGGAUGACACGACGAAAAAAGCUAUCGAUCCCAAUGGGGAUGAGGUAGAAAAAAUGAAUACCAGUGAUUGUGAUGGGGUGGUGGAAACUUCAAAGAAAUCUGCAUCAUUGAAUGGUAAUGUCUCAAAUGAAGAUUUCCCACAACACGUUCCGGAAACAACAGACACAAUAAAAACAACAGCUACAGCAACAACAAAAACUGAAAAGGAAUGCAAAAAUCAAGGAGAUGAAGAAAAAAGACUUAUAAAGCCAGAAAAUAUUAAAACCAGAGCCAAGCUCACAUCUAUCGUACAAAAACUUAUGGAUGCCUCUGCAUCGCGUUUAGCAGCAACUGCUCAUUUAUUUAAGAAAUCCACACAACAUUCACCAUCAGCAUCUGCAACAGUACCAUUUAUACCAUCUACUUCGAUUCCAUUAUCAUCGGCAUCAGCUUCACUAUCUGGAGGAGCAGGAGGAGGGGGAGUGGGAGCUAAAAAUCAAAAUUCCAAAGCAUCGCCACCUUCAAAUACAGCAGCCUCACGUCUAGUCGAAUAUCACCAACAGCAUGUUUCACCGCGCAAACGUAUAUUGAGAGAAUUUGAAAAAGUAUCUUUGGAGGAUAAUGCCACAGCGGCUGGUGGUAAACGCAGCCGUGCCAAAGCAAAUCACAACAGUAACGUAAAUUCAACGACUAGUAGUACAACUCACUCGCAGACGUCUCAAGCUUCUUCAAUGAAUAAGAACAAUUCCUUAUCGACUGGAUGUAGUGCACAUGGGAGCAAUCAAUCAAGCAAGCCAUCGGCUGGAGUUGCUACUUCACAAGCCCCCACAAAACUUUACAGUUCGUAUAGCAUACAUUCACUUCUGGGAGGAGGCUCGUCUAGUUCCAGUUCUUCUGUUUCACCUUCGUCAGGUUCCAACAAAAAACCAUCUGAUGUGCCAGCUACAAUUACUAGCAAUUCAUUGGCAUUUAAUUCGUAUCAUCAAUCUUCAUCGAUUCAUAAUACCACCCACCAAUCUCCAAAGUCUCCAGACGGAAAUACAUCGUGUGGUGGAAAAUCCCCAUCGACUUCGGCUUCCAAAUUGAAAAGGUCUCCGCCUUACAGUUCACCAAUGCGGGAGGCGCACUCUAGGAGCCCUACAGUUAAUUCUGGUGUAAAUGCUGGAUUUGGAUACGACUAUGGUCGAAGGUCACCGCGACAUGUACCGGAAGCUUAUAAUAAAAUGAAAUACCCUGGAAUGAAUGAAAACACGGGAUCACCACACCACCAUCAACAGCAACAACAAUAUCACCAUGCACCACAAGGCUUUUAUUCACCAUACAUGACGUCACCCCAUUAUAUUCCUCCACCCACUUUGGCAAGUGCUCUCUCACCUUCAACAUCGUCAAGUGGGGCUCCAUCGUCGACAUCUUCAACUGCUACGAGUAGUUCACGUUCACCACGUCAUCAUUCCUCAGCAUUUCGAGCUACUACACCCACAUCCUCCACCAAUAUGGGUGGAAAUACCCCCAAUCAUAACAUUCCAUCGACACAGAGGGGAGAUUUAUCUCCACAAAGAUCAACGACAGCUUCACCACGUGAAACUACACCUCGAACUGUACCAAAAAAGACUGCUUCAAUACGACGGCAAUUUGCAUCGCCUACAUCUGCCAAUACAACAACGAACAACAGCAGUUGCCCCUCACCCACUAUGGAAAAUCAUCGUACUGAGGACAACGAUCGCAGGACACCAGUAUCACACCAACAGCAUAUUUUGCAACGUGCUUCGCCGGGCAGUGCAAAUAUGCAGAGUUCACCCUUGCACCCGUACUCUUAUAUGUAUGCCGCGGGAGCAAAUAGUCCACAUCAUCCCGCAUCUGCUGUUUCCCCAACAGCGAACAAUCCCUCUACAGCAGCCGCCGCCGCUGCUGCUGCAGCUUCUUACAUUCCAGCCGUCGUAGGUUCACCCUAUUAUCAUCCAUAUAUUUCAACGUUGGCGGCUAUGCGACAUCCACAAAUGUGGAUGCAACAUUAUCAAAGCGCUGCUGCUGCCGCUGCCAACCCUGCACUAUUACAAGCAUCUCGGCAUCCCGCAAUGCUAUCCGCAGCAGCUGUUGGAGCUGCUGCUGCUGCCGCAGCUCGUUUAUCGCCACCAUAUCAUGGAUAUCAGUAUAAUGGUGUGGGCAACGCUGCCGCCUUGGCAGCUGCUGCGGCCGCUGCCGCUGGUUUCGGUAGCGCUUCAGCAGCCACCCCUCCUCAUCAUCAUUCCAGUAGCACUAUACAACCGCCACCUGGAUCGAUGUUCAACGCAAUGGUUCAUGGAAUGACAUCAUCACAUCCAGCCGCUAUGCAUGCAGCUGCAGCAGCAGGUUUAGUCCCUGCAACAGGCACAGCGGCGGCGGCUGCUUUAGGAUCAGCGCAACCAAUGACUGAUACAACAACAGAUCUUUCCAAAGCAUCAAAGAACAAUUAUUCAACUAGCUCAUCAUCAUCAUUAGCGUCUUCGUCGCCAUUACAAGGUACAGGGAAUUCGGCAGUGUCGGCUUCAACUGCGACAACUCUAAAUUCCAUGUAUCAAACUAAUAAUAAAGAUGAACAAAGUUCAGAUGUACCCUUAAAUUUAUCAAAGCAUUGAAAACAAAAACCCCGAAAACCAACGUUUUCAUGGAGACGGUAAAAAAGAACUAUUAGGAAAACCUAUGUAAGUUUUUAAUUUUAUACAUUCAUUUCAAUUACACAAUUAGACGUGUUAAGAGCGAGAGAUUAAGUAGUUUAUUUAACAUUUGUUUAUUUAAAACGACUAAAUUAAAAAUAAUUUCACUAAAAAUGAUAAAUUCAUGCAUUUAGCUGCAAACUCAAAUAGUAACAUGCAUAAGAAACCCCAGAUAGAUAUGUUAACUUCAUUUUUUAUAUAAAACUUGUAAAUGUUUAAUAACUGUAUUAUUUAAAAAAAAAAAUAAAAUAAAGAUAGAUAUUUAUAUAUAACAAAAAGAAGGAGUACAUAUACCGACACACCCUAAUAUUUAGAACGAAACUAAUAAACAAACAAACCUAAUAACAAAAAAUUUUACUAUUAUAUUGUACACUGGCAAAAGAAUUUACAAAACUAAAUAAAAACAAAAAUAUAUAUUAAUAUAUAUUUUUAUAAGAUUAUAUACAUUAUACAAUGAAAAAGACUACAUUCAUAUAUUUUGCAUUGAGGUUUUGUUUUUCCCCCACUUUUUUUUUUUUUGAUAAAUUUCCUUGGUUUUAUUUCCGAAAAAAGUAUGAAUCUCAAAAAUAAAAUGAAAAACCAACAAAAACAAAUAGACUGAAUUUUAUAUGCGAAAAAGCAAGAUUUUUUUAUACCAACACACAUACACUGCAUUUUUAAAAAAAAAUCUGAAAUUACUAUGCUUUUUUAUUAUUGAAUAAAUGAAAACAAAAUCAAUUGUGCCUUUCUGUAAUGGAAACAAAUAAAACUUGAAAAAACUGAACUAUUUUUUGACCAAACUAAAAUAACAAACAAAACAAAAAUAUGAGUUUUCUCUUAGACGACGAUUUAAAAGUAAAAGCGAAAAAAAUGUUACUAAUCCAAAGCCACUAAAACACUGUUUUCCUUAAGGUACAAAACAAAGCAAACAAACAAAAAAAUCAUAAGAAAGGGAAAUAAAUAAAACAAAAUAAAUAUUUUAACAAAACAAAAAGUUUUACACACAAAAAUGAAGUAAAAGCUAUUGCUGAAAGCGCAGGCGCAUAAAUUAUACAUUUUGUUUUUUGUUUCUUUUUAAAACAACUCUGAAUCCCAAAAGAAAAACUAAAUUGACAUGGAAAAUACAAUGGUAGAGAAUAUAAAUUUGGAUUUUACCUUAUUCCAAUAGAAACAUU
This is a messenger RNA of Stomoxys calcitrans (stable fly), 6456 nucleotides long. RefSeq names its product protein hairless (gene H). Bases 443 to 5224 code for a protein of 1593 amino acids. The transcript is spliced from 5 exons. NCBI's taxonomy places the organism in Eukaryota, Metazoa, Arthropoda, Insecta, Diptera, Muscidae. The record is from RefSeq and is a predicted model, not a curated record.